AUGUCAUAUGUGAGAAACAGCAGCAAGGUGGCCAAAACUGUCCUUAGAUGUGGAAAGAAGAAGAUAUGGCUUGACCCCAAUGAGACCAAUGAAAUUGCCAAUUCUAAUUCCUGUCAGCAGAUCUGGAAGCUGAUUAAAGAUGGGCUGAUCAUCCGGAAACCCGUUACUGUGCACUCUCGUGCCAGAUGCCGGAAGAAUACUCUGGCUCGACAGAAGGGCAGGCACAUGGGCACUGGUAAGAGAAAGGGUACUGCCAAUGCUCAUAUGCCUGAGAAGGUGACCUGGAUGAGGCAAAUGAGGAUUCUGCACCGUCUGCUCCAAAGAUAUCGUGAAUCCAAAAAGAUUGACUGCCAUAUGUACCACAGCCUGUACUUGAAGGUGAAAGGAAAUGUGUUCAAGAAUAAGUGGAUCCUCAUGGACCACAUUCAUAAACUGAAGGCAGACAAGGCCUGGAAGAAGCUUUUGGCUGACCAGGCUGAAGCUUGCCAGUCCAAGACUAAGGAAGCACGAAAGCAUCAGGAAGAGCUUCUGCAGGCUAAGGAAGAGGAGAUCAUCAAGACUUUGUUCAAGGAGGAGGAGACUAAGAAAUGA
Phascolarctos cinereus (koala) is the source of this 591-nucleotide messenger RNA. RefSeq names its product large ribosomal subunit protein eL19-like. The record is from RefSeq and is a predicted model, not a curated record. Lineage: Eukaryota; Metazoa; Chordata; Mammalia; Diprotodontia; Phascolarctidae. Gene Ontology annotation, molecular function: structural constituent of ribosome; RNA binding. Gene Ontology annotation, cellular component: cytosolic large ribosomal subunit; ribosome. Gene Ontology annotation, biological process: translation.